CGCCGGAGAUCCCACAUGAUGUGACGAAAUCGAAUUAACUUCCAUCAAAUAAUCCAUCUAGAACUUACCGUUUUUUGCCGAAGCCCAUAUAACACCAUCGACUGCACGCCCACCCUUCCUCCCCCACAGUCACGACCACAAUGCGAAUACUACGACCACCAUCACGACUCCUCCCAUCGCGACCAUUGCCGCGCUACUACCAUGCCGCACCAUCAUUCACCUCCAAAGCGCCCGAAACCCAGAGUUUGAACGAAUGGUGCAUCUCUGCCGAAGAGGAGAUUUGCCGGCUGGCCGCAAAACCUCCCCGCAGCGUGACUCUGACAGAUUUGAUACGCUUCGGGCGCCCUCCGCUCUCACCGCAAGCACUCCUCAACAGCGCGCGCUUCACCCGCGAAAACCUACCGAUCCGGCUGUCACGUCGAAUCCAAGCGCUGCGGAACCUCCCGUUCAUCAUCGUCUCCAACCCGCACAUCUCUCAGAUCUUCGACAACUACCGGCAAUCACUGCGGGCGAUCCUCUCGUUCCCGCAGACGUGUCCCACCACGCCCGACGAGGAGGCACGGUUCACCGAGAUCCUAACGGACAUCGUCAUGACGCACUCGAAUACCAUUCCAACGCUGGCGCGCGGGUUUAUCGAGUGCAGGAAGUACACUACUCCCGCCGAGGUGACGAAGUUCCUCAACGAGCACUUGCACGAAAGGAUUGGCACGCGGUUAAUGGCGGAGCAGCACAUUGCGCUGCACUUGGCGAGCACGAGCAGCGAUGUGGAGGCGACGGCUAUGGGCGGCGACGGUGACGGAGAGGGCGGCGCGCCGAACACGUAUAUUGGCGCGAUCGACACGGCGCUGCAGCCCGCGCGGCUGAUCCACAGCUGCAGCUCGUUCGUCGGCGACAUCUGUGAGCUGCGCUACGGCGUGCGGCCACAGAUCCACGUCGACGGCGACCCCGACGUACGGUUCCCGUACAUCCCCGUGCAUCUGGAGUACAUGAUUACGGAGCUCUUGAAGAACGCGUUUCGAGCGACGGUCGAGGCCGGCGUCAGCGAGCCCGUGCUGAUCACAAUCGCCAAGGACCCGUACUCCGAGGGUAUCUCACUCCGCAUCCGCGAUCGCGGAGGUGGGAUCAGCCCCGAUGACAUGCCGAAUAUUUGGAGCUACAGCUUUACGACUUUCUCGGAGGAUGGGGAGGGGGAGGAGCAGGAUGCGCUCGGGAGGUUCAAUGCCGGCGUAGCUAGUGCCGGCGACGGCAGCAGCAUCGCUGGAUUGGGGUAUGGGUUGCCGCUCAGUAGAGCUUAUGCAGAGUAUUUUGGAGGGAGUCUGCAGCUGCAGAGUGCCUAUGGCUGGGGAACAGAUGUGUACCUCAAGCUGAAGGGGGUUUCCGCUGCAGCUUGGAAUGGGUCGUGAUGAUAUGGAUUUAUGUAUGGAUUUUGGUUUAGCAUGGCGUUCGGCUGGGAGUAUCUAAUCGCUUGUUUUGGGUGCAUUUGUGGAGGAGUCGGUGGGAAUUUAGAGAAUGUUAUCUACUACGGAUGUGAAAAGUGCGUACCUACGUGAAGAGUGGUACUUCGUUGAGCCAACUCCUAGACUGAUGAAGCUAUUGCUCUCGGGGGGAGGGGUAGAAUACCUUCUGAGG
Messenger RNA from Tricharina praecox, 1629 nucleotides. RefSeq names its product putative mitochondrial pyruvate dehydrogenase kinase. NCBI's taxonomy places the organism in Eukaryota, Fungi, Ascomycota, Pezizomycetes, Pezizales, Pyronemataceae. Gene Ontology annotation, molecular function: pyruvate dehydrogenase (acetyl-transferring) kinase activity. Gene Ontology annotation, biological process: regulation of glucose metabolic process; protein phosphorylation. The record is from RefSeq and is a predicted model, not a curated record. The transcript is spliced from 2 exons. Gene Ontology annotation, cellular component: mitochondrion. Bases 141 to 1403 code for a protein of 420 amino acids.